Messenger RNA from Leguminivora glycinivorella, 2832 nucleotides. RefSeq names its product coatomer subunit gamma (gene Copg1). Gene Ontology annotation, cellular component: endoplasmic reticulum; COPI vesicle coat; endoplasmic reticulum-Golgi intermediate compartment. Gene Ontology annotation, biological process: endoplasmic reticulum to Golgi vesicle-mediated transport; intracellular protein transport; organelle transport along microtubule. The transcript is spliced from 2 exons. Gene Ontology annotation, molecular function: structural molecule activity. Lineage: Eukaryota; Metazoa; Arthropoda; Insecta; Lepidoptera; Tortricidae. The coding region runs from base 103 to 2703 and encodes 866 amino acids. The record is from RefSeq and is a predicted model, not a curated record.
UUCAGUGUUGUUUAUGGAUUAAAAUUUUGAUUUUCUUUAGCAUAUGAUUAUAUUUUCUGAGUUGUGUUGAUUAUUCUACAAAAACAGUUGUACGACAUAAACAUGAGUUCUUUCCGUCGAGAUAAGAAAGAGGAGGAAGAAGGAGCCGGGAAUCUAUUUCAAAACUUGGACAAAACUACGCUCAUUCAAGAGGCCAGAUAUUUUAACUCAACGCCAGUUAACCCAAGAAAAUGCAUUUUGAUCUUGUCCAAAAUUAUAUAUUUGCUGAAUCAAGGCGAGAAACUAACCACUCAAGAAGCAACGGACAUGUUCUUCGCAACAACUAAACUCUUCCAAUCCAAGGAUGUGGUGCUCCGCCGGCUAGUAUAUCUAUGCAUCAAAGAACUUAGUUCCAUGGCGCAAGACGUAAUUAUAGUGACAUCAUCACUUACCAAGGAUAUGACGGGCAAAGAAGACUUGUACCGGGCAGCUGCAAUCAGAGCCCUGUGCAGUAUAACAGACAGUACAAUGCUGCAAGCCAUUGAGCGCUACAUGAAGCAAGCCAUAGUAGAUAAGAAUCCAGCAGUGAGUUCUGCGGCGCUUGUGUCAGCUUUACACUUGUCUGGGACCGUCCCAGACCUUGUUCGCAGAUGGGUCAACGAAGCUCAGGAGGCAAUAUCAUCUAACAACGUAAUGGUGUCCUACCAUGCCCUGGCAGUUGUUGCGGGUGCUCGUCGCAACGAUCGCUUGUCUACCGUGAAGCUGGUCACGAAACUGUCCCACUCCCAUCUUACUUCGCCAUAUGCACUGUCUCUUUUGAUUCGCCAAGCCGCUAAACUCGCAGAAGAAGAUCAAACUGACAAUACUGAACAACAUUUGGAAUUUAUCGAAUCAUGUUUACGUCAUCCUUCUGAAAUAGUAGUGUAUGAAGCUGCUCAUGCGCUUGUGAAUCUGAGGCAGUCUCCCAGAGACCUCGCGCAGGCUGUAUCUGUACUGCAAAGCUUCUGUGGCUCCUCGAAGGCUGCACUACGGCUGGCCGGCGCUCGGACGUUGGCUAAACUUACAGCCAAACAUCCUACUGCUGUUACCACCUGUGCACUUGAUUUAGAAAAUUUGAUAACAGACCCCAAUCGAUCCGUCGCCACCUUGGCCGUUACGACUCUCCUUGCCACGGGCGCCGAGAGCUCUAUUGACCGCCUGAUGAAACAAAUUUCGAGCUUCAUGUCUGAAAUAUCUGAUGAGUUCAAGAUCGUAGUGGUUCGCGCAAUUCGCCAAUUAUGUUCAAAAUACCCACGAAAACAUCAAUCCCUAGCAGCCUUUCUGGCAGGAAUGCUUCGUGAUGAAGGUGGGGUUCAAUAUAAGACAGCUAUAGCUGAUGCGAUCAUUGCGCUAGUUGAGGAAAAUCCUGAUGCUAAAGAAACUGGUUUGGCGCACUUGUGUGAAUUUAUUGAGGACUGUGAACACGUCUCUUUGGCCGUUCGCAUAUUGCAUGUAUUAGGACGUGAAGGCCCAAAGGCUAGGCAACCAUCCAGGUACAUCAGAUAUAUUUAUAACCGUGUGAUUUUGGAGUCGGGACCGGUGCGCGCCGCGGCAGUUUCUGCCGUCGCGAGGUUCGGGGCGGCACGCUCAGAAUUACUUCCUAAUGUAAGAGUACUUCUAGCUCGUUGUCAAUUAGACGAUGACGAUGAAGUACGCGACCGAGCAAUAUAUUACAGCGCCAUAUUGGACUCUGAUGACCGUCAGCUUAUUGAUGAAUUCAUAACAAAUGUACCGGUACCAAACGUAGUGCUUUUGGAAAGAGCACUGCGUGACCAUCUAGCCACUAUGCCUGGAGAGCCAUUUAAUAUUGAUUCUGUACCUACUGAAGAAGAACCUCAGAAAGUUACGGAAUCCCCUGUAGAAAUAGAACCUCGCAAACUUAUCACGGUUUCUCGAGAAGAGCAGUAUGCUGACCAGUUAAAGGUGAUACCUGGCGUAGAAGUAUUUGGGCCAUUGUUUAAGACAUCCGAGGCAGUCGAUUUAACUGAGCCCGAGACAGAGUACAGGGUCAGAUGUGUCAAACACGUUUACGCUCGCCACUUGGUACUUCAGUUCGAAUGCCUUAACACACUCAGUGACCAGAUUUUAGAGAACGUGCAUAUACGCCUAGAGCCUGCACCCGGUUACAAAAUUCUUGUAGAAGUCGCCUGCGAACAGCUUCCUUAUGACAAACAGGGAAACGUAUUCUGUAUUUUGGAGUUUCCACUAAGCCCUAUCGAGACGCUUGGUACGUUUGGAGCUACUCUCGAGUUCGUAGUGCGCGAUUGUGACCCCACAACCGGACUGCCGGAUUCUGGAGAAGGGUAUGCAGAUACAUAUCCUCUAGAAGAGGUGGAGAUUGGGUGUGCGGAUCAGUUCAGAACCAAAGCGGCAUCCGACGAGUGGGAAGCGUCGUGGGAGAGGGCGUCGAGCGCUGCGGAAGCCUGCGACACAUUUGAGUUGCCUCAGCGAAACGUGGCCGAAGCUGCACUGGCCGUGUGUACUCAUUUAGGUUUACCUAAAGCGGCUGUAGUUGGAGGAUCAGACGCCAUGAAAGAAAUCCGAGGCGGUGGGUUGUGGAGGGAGGGCACCCCGGCGCUAAUAAGGGCCCGCCUGGUCGCCGCCCAAGGCACCGUCACUAUGCAGCUGGCUGUGCGCUCCCCGCGAGACGAUAUCGCCACUCUUAUGUUAAUCGCUGUGGGAUAAGUUGCGAUACAAUGUUAUUUUUUUUAAUUACUGUCAUUAACAUACAUACAUAUGAAUAUUAUCAAUAUGUAAAUAUGUAUAUCAUAAGAAUACAUACAUCCUCAUGUUAAAAAAUAUAUAAUAGUGUAA